Messenger RNA from Rhopilema esculentum, 2852 nucleotides. RefSeq names its product sterol carrier protein 2. The record is from RefSeq and is a predicted model, not a curated record. Gene Ontology annotation, molecular function: acyltransferase activity, transferring groups other than amino-acyl groups. Lineage: Eukaryota; Metazoa; Cnidaria; Scyphozoa; Rhizostomeae; Rhizostomatidae.
UCUAAAGGGUUGUCGUUGCUGCUGUUGUUGUUGUUGAAUUGAAUGUCAAAGGUCUAAAAAGGUUCAGUGUUCUUGGCAGAACCCUUUUUUCUCAACUAUGGAAUCAAAUUCUGUUCCAAGAUGCUUUGUAGUCGGUGUUGGGAUGACAAGGUUUGAAAAGCCUCACACUAAAAAAUGGGAUUAUCCAGAUAUGGUAAAGGAGGCUGGGACUAAUGCACUUAAAGACAGUGGACUUAAUUAUUUGGAUGAUGUUGAUGUUGUUGUUGCAAGUUAUUGCUAUGGAGAGCCCACAUCUGGGCAGAGGGCUGCCUAUGAACUUGGCCUCUCUGGUGUUCCUGUUUUCAACACCAAUAAUAACUGCUCCUCGGCUUCAACAGCCUUAAUGAUGGCUAAGACCUUCAUCCAAAGCAAGCAGUAUAAAUGUGCACUGGUUUUGGGCUUUGAGAAAAUGGACAGAGGCUUGUCAACCAAAUAUACUGAUAGGGUUCAUCCUGUUGACAAACAUUUUGAUCAUAUGAUGAGUCUUGGUGCGUCAGAAGGCCUCAUUAACAACAGAGUGAACAAAAUGACAUCUGAUGUGGUUAAGCUCUUUGCAUAUGCCGCAAAGGAGCAUGCCGUGAAAUUCAAUUCAACGCCUCUUCAUCUGGCCAAGAUCGCCUACAAAAAUCACUGCCAUAGCGCUAAUAAUCCAUAUGCAUGUUUGAGGAAAAAGUUUCCGCUUGAGAUGAUAAUGAAGAGUCCGAUGAUAUGCGAUCCAAUAGCAUUGCUAAUGAGUUCCCCAACCGCAGACGGAAGUGCUGCUGCCGUUGUUUGCAGCGAAGAGUUUAUGAUCGCUCGUGGUUUACAGAAAAACGCCGUGGAGAUUGUUGCUCAGGAAAUGGUUACUGACUUACCAUCAUCAUUUGGAAAGAGCUUUAUCGAUCUGUCCGGUUAUUCAAUGGCGAAACAGGCUGCUCGGCAGUGUUACUCUAGCAGCGGCUUGUCUUCCACGGAUGUCGAUUUAUUGGAGGUUCAUGACUGUUUUUCCUGCAAUGAGAUGUUGAUGUAUGAAGCUCUUGGUUUAUGUGAUGAAGGCAAGGGUGGUGAAUUGAUCGACAAAGCUGAAUGGAUAACUAAUACAGAGGGCGGUGAGUUGUGUUUGUUGGCUAAUCGCUGGGUCGUCAAUCCAUCCGGGGGAUUAGAAUCCAAAGGGCAUCCUAUUGGAGCCACUGGGCUCGCUCAAUGCGCAGAGAUCAAUUGGCAGCUCAGAGGUAUUGCUGGUAAACGCCAAGUCGAUGGUGCACGUGUCGGUAUGCAACACAAUUUUGGAAUCGGUGGAGCCGCUGUUGUAACAUUAUACAAGAAGUAUCGUGAUACCAACGAUGGAUCAGCUUUGGCUUCAAAGUUAUGACCUACAUUGAUAAUGAUAUCUGAGUGAUAUGACAACUUUUCCAGGGAACUUUUUGAAAAAAGGAAAUAGUGCGUCUUAUAACAAAUUACUGCGUGCUAUAUCUAGCAAUUUGUCUCUUGAUUGGUCUGUAUUGAUGCACCACCUAAUGGUGCUAGGAACAGGUUUGAUUCUAAAUUUAGUAGAAUUAUAGUUUCGAUUUAUAAUUUAGCUACACUUAGUAAAGUUAAAAAACUUUGGUAACAUGGUCUUUCCCAAUGAACUCUUCUCUCCCUUCAGCAAAUUUUAUUGUCUUUUACAUAAAAUAUAUACAUUGUUUUUCAGCAGACAGAAUAUAUUUUUUUCGGUAUAUUCCCUUCACUGAAAUAGAUUUCGGAAGGUAUUGAUAACAUGUGCUUGAAUUCCCUGUCAAAAAUGGACUUUCAAAUAAAUGAAAAUUCUAAACUAUAUCAAAGCUUCAUUGCCUCUUAAUUUUUAUUUUAAAAAACUCCAGAUAUCUUCUAAAAGAUAGUUUACUUUUUACAAAAUAGCUGCCAGAGUUUUUUAUUAAAUGUUUUUAUAAAAAAUAUCAAUUUUAUUGUACAUUAAAGUGUUUGCGAAAUAGUUUACAUUUAAAACGUGUAGUAAUUUCUAUGCCAUUCAAAAGAUUUCAACCUAUUGAUGAUAGUUGUCCUAAAGUUUCUGGCCGAUUUAUUCAAGCUUGCAAAGAGUAGAAGAAAGAUUGAAACCUUCCUUAGUGAACAAACUGAUUUGAAUGCUAUUGUUAAGUAAAUGGCAGCUUGUUGGAAACAGUGCUGUUAAAGUGAUGAUGAUUGUCAUCUUAGAAAGAUGAAUAAACCUAGCUUUGCAAAAAGGUAACGAAUUCAAAUUAUGUGACGUGGUGUGCUUUAGCUUAAAAGAUGCGCUCAAUUUUUGGGCCUAAGUAUGACUGUUUCAUAAAUAAAUGACGUAAACUUGGUGGCCAUUUCAUAAGCAAAUCCAUUCAGAAUUCAAUACAGUCAUGUGUGAAUUGAAACCCAUAUGGCUACAAAGAUGCACCUAUAGACAUAUUUCUUUGUGUUGUUGGGUCAAAUGUGGCAAGUACCAUCUUGGCACAAGCGGAAGACACUCACUUGCACCUUUCAUUACCUAACAUUCUUUGAAACACCAAAUAUCAUAAUUGGAACACUUAUUAUUCAGUUUGAUAUUUUGUAACACAAUCCUAGAUGCAAAUCAAAUUAACUGCCUAUAUAAAUUUAGAUGCAACACAAGUUUCACAAAAUAACAGUAUUUUGUCAGUAUGCAGGUAAAGUAACGAUUGUUAUGCUGUAUUAAUUCAAUGUUUAAAUAUGUAGUGAAGUUAACUGGUUGAUUUAUGCAGUAUUUUUCAGUGCUUUAUGGUGUAAAAUAUGGAAGUAAAAUUAGUCAAUAAGUUCUACGCAACAAUACAAUAAUGAAUUUUGUUUAAUAGAAAAACCUUGAAAUA